GGGAACCGGCUCCCAGUGCCGGCAGGCCUAAGUCCCGACAGCCGGGGCAGCUGCCCCUUUGCUCCCCGCCCGCCUGCCUGCGCCCGGCCCCGCAGGACCGGCCCGCUCUGCCCGGCGGGGGAGGUGGGAGGAGACGUGGGAAGGACUUGGGUUGCCACUACAAAUCUGGUGACAGACCCGCCGCCGGCACAUGGCGCUCAGCGCUUCCCGCCCCGCGCUCCGCAGUUGCAGAUUGAAAUGCCAUGGACAAGAAAUAGUUUGGAUGAUGUGUUUUGACAGCAUAGCUCUGCAAUUUCAGUUUUAACAAUGGAUAAGUGUAAGCACAUAGGACGUCUGCGACUGGCCCAAGAUCACUCCAUUCUCAAUCCUCAGAAAUGGCAUUGUGUGGACUGCAAUACUACCGAAUCCAUCUGGGCAUGCCUCAGCUGCUCACAUGUGGCGUGUGGAAGAUACAUUGAAGAACAUGCACUAAAGCACUUUCAGGAGAGCAGUCACCCGGUGGCGUUGGAAGUCAAUGAGCUGUAUGUUUUCUGUUAUCUCUGUGAUGAUUAUGUUCUUAAUGAUAAUGCAACUGGUGAUUUAAAACUGUUGCGAAGUACAUUAAGUGCAAUCAAGAGUCAGAACUAUGAGUGCACUACUCGAAGUGGGAGGACUUUGCGUUCUAUGGGUACAAGUGAUGAUUCUUACCUUUCACAUGGUGGUGCCCAAGCCUUGCUUCGUAAUGAAGAUCGCAUGUUCACAGCUCUUUGGCACCGACGGCGUGCGCUCCUGGGGAAAGUAUUCAGAUCCUGGCUUGAGGUGACACCUACUGGAAAAAAGAUUUUGGAAGAAGAAAGGCAUCUGGAAGAAGAAGAGGAAAGAAGGGAGAAAGCUAGGAAGAGGAGACAAGAACGGAAGCGUGAGUUGAAAGCAGAGAUGGAAAAGAUGCCUCCAAGAAAGAGCAGUCGUUUACAAAAUCAGAUUAGAAUGUCCUCAAAAUCAGCACCCUGCCUGCAAAAAACAUCACGGAAUGCAAAAUCUGCAGCAGAGUUGAAAGAAACCUAUACCUCAGAUGAAAUAAGAUUGAGUAAAACAAGUGACUCUCCAAUGAAACGAAGGCCCACGGUGACUCCAGGGGUAACAGGACUGAGAAACCUGGGCAAUACUUGCUAUAUGAAUUCUAUCCUGCAGGUAUUAAGUCACUUACUUAUUUUUCGAGAAUGCUUUUUAAAGCUUGAUCUCGACCAAACUCAGGAACUGCUGGCAACAGCAACCAAUGGCAAAACCAGAUCUUCAACUAAACACCUGUCAAUAGCUGCCUCAGCAUUACGUGUGAAUGAGAACCAAGAGAAAAUAAAGGGAUUAUCUUCUGUGAGGAGGCCUAGUUUAUCCUCUGGAUUAAGUGGAGGAGCAUCAAAAACUAGAAAUAUGGAACUUAUUCAGCGCAGGGAGCCCAGUUCAAAGCAUAUUUCUCUCUGUCAUGAACUGCAUACUCUGUUCCAAGUUAUGUGGUCUGGCAAGUGGGCACUGGUGUCUCCUUUUGCCAUGCUUCAUUCUGUGUGGAGGCUAAUUCCAGCCUUCAGAGGAUAUGCUCAACAAGAUGCUCAGGAAUUUCUUUGUGAACUUUUAGAUAAAGUGCAGCAGGAACUGGAGACUACGGGGACCAGAUACCCAGCUCGCAUCCCUGCUUCUCAAAGAAAACUUAUAAAACAGGUUUUGAAUGUGGUUAACAACGUUUUUCAUGGACAGCUGUUAAGUCAGGUUACAUGCCUUACCUGUGACAAUAAAUCAAAUACAAUAGAACCUUUCUGGGACCUGUCCCUGGAGUUUCCUGAGAGGUAUCACUGCAACGGCAAGGAGAUGUCAUCUCAGUACCCAUGUCUGCUGACAGAAAUGCUGGCCAAGUUUACAGAAACAGAAGCUUUGGAAGGAAAGAUCUAUGCAUGUGAUCAGUGCAACACAAAACGAAGGAAGUUUUCUUCUAAACCAGUUAUACUCACAGAAGCUCAGAAGCAGCUCAUGGUGUGUCGACUACCUCGGGUUCUCAGAUUACACCUUAAACGGUUUAGGUGGUCAGGACGCAAUCAUCGUGAGAAGAUUGGUGUACAUGUUAAUUUUGAUCAAAUGCUGAACAUGAAGCCCUACUGCUGCAGAGAAUCUCUCAAGUCCCUCCUGCCCGACUGCUUUAUCUAUGACUUGUCUGCUGUGGUAAUGCAUCAUGGGAAAGGAUUUGGCUCUGGGCACUACACUGCCUACUGCUACAAUUCAGAAGGAGGAUUUUGGGUACACUGCAACGAUUCGAAACUCAACAGGUGCACUAUGGAAGAAGUAUGCAAGGCUCAAGCCUACAUUUUGUUUUACAGCCAACGACGUACUCAGGCAAACGGACACGGUAAAGCACCUUGUCCUAGCAAAGCUGAAAGCCAGCAGCACGUAGAAUUAGCUGACUGUUCCAUGGUCAACAGUAUCAGCUAAUCCAAAGCCAGUUAACUGUAUGGUAAAAGGUUGAAUUGUCCUAACUAUAUAUUUUUAAAUGAAAUGGAAGUACAGCAUUGUACUUUUUUUUACUUUGGAUCUGUGUACAAUGUUAUAUACUUUUGCAUUAGUUAAAGUACUCUUUACAAUUGUUAGUAAAAGUUUUUAUUGACAGUAAGUAACUUUCUAAGUACCUAGAAUUUCAAUACAGCUAUUUUUUUAAGAAAAAGAUUGCUAUUUGCAUAUAACUCUUACCUCAGGCUGUUUUUUAAAGCUGGUUUUGUAUUUUGAUAAUCUUUUUGAAUUGGUUUAGAAAAAGGACUUUCAACGAGCAACUGAUGUUUCUCUGGUUAAUUUUCUGUAUAUGCUUGUGUACAUUUUAUAGUAUAGUUCUAAUGAUAUCACAAUUCUUACUGUCUGCAGGAAUUACUGCUGGGUCUUAGAAUAUUAACAUUCAUGUUCUACAUAUCAAAUAGUAACUGAACUUCUCAUAGGAAACUUCCUGUAUAUGCUUCAUUACUAAAGUGAAAUUAUUUGGUAAGCUUCAGGGGAGCUACGCUAAAGACAGGUGUACAGAAUUUCUUAAAAUCUGAAAUUGAGGAAGUAGAACAUGAACUUAUGUAAGUAUUUAAGAGAAACGUUUGAAAACACAAGAAUGUAUUUUUAGCCAGACUUCCAUGUUUUAGCCAUAGGAAGUCUGACAACUUAAAACUCAAGUGCCAAAUUUGAACUACUUUGACAACCCGGGGAUUUUUAUUCCAAUAAAGCUUUCUUAAAAAAAAAAAAAAAAGCCAAACACACAAAACCACACUCACCCACCCCACUGGCACUGCUACAAGAACAUUCAGCACUGGACAAGGUUAAACUGUAGCAAGCCUUGUCUGUCUCAGUCAUUUCUUACUCAAACCAAUGAAAAGAAGCUGUAGCCGUUGUACAAAAGCAUUUUCAAUCUGACUGGUUUCAUUACCUACAGCUGCUGUGCCUUCUCCACGGUCCUACCACUAGCAUUAACACAGCUGUGCAUCGAGGAGACUCUUACAAGCAGGAAUUAUCAGUCCUCUACAUACAGUAGUUAAUGCCAAGUAAAUUUGAAGUGUGAAGUUAUUUUGUGUAAGUCCUAUGCAAAUUGUUACCUCAUCUUCUGCAAAGUUUAUACCUCAAUAAAAUGCCUCAAUGUGGACAGAA
This is a messenger RNA of Pezoporus occidentalis (night parrot), 3639 nucleotides long. It is a transcript of the gene USP44, whose product is annotated as ubiquitin specific peptidase 44. The record is from RefSeq and is a predicted model, not a curated record. The coding region runs from base 307 to 2454 and encodes 715 amino acids. Gene Ontology annotation, biological process: protein deubiquitination. The transcript is spliced from 6 exons. NCBI's taxonomy places the organism in Eukaryota, Metazoa, Chordata, Aves, Psittaciformes, Psittacidae. Gene Ontology annotation, molecular function: zinc ion binding; cysteine-type deubiquitinase activity. Gene Ontology annotation, cellular component: cytoplasm.